Messenger RNA from Anopheles merus, 1492 nucleotides. RefSeq names its product tax1-binding protein 3 homolog. Lineage: Eukaryota; Metazoa; Arthropoda; Insecta; Diptera; Culicidae. The transcript is spliced from 3 exons. Gene Ontology annotation, cellular component: postsynaptic density; postsynaptic membrane; adherens junction. The record is from RefSeq and is a predicted model, not a curated record. Gene Ontology annotation, molecular function: protein binding. Gene Ontology annotation, biological process: neurotransmitter receptor transport, endosome to postsynaptic membrane; neurotransmitter receptor transport postsynaptic membrane to endosome. Bases 193 to 564 code for a protein of 123 amino acids.
ACAAAAAAAAAAUCAAACACCUAGGCGUAUCGAAAGCAAAGAGCAAAAGGAACCGAGUUUCGCUGUUUGGCUUGUGGAGCUGUUUGCCCGCCUUGAUUUGGAGCACCAAUUCCCCAUCGAAGUCCCAGCUGAGCGCGUGUGCGUGUGUGUGUUGUGCGACGUUCGAUCAACUACCUCAGGCAGCUUGGCAGAAUGGCAAAGAAAGCGUUCCAGCACCAGGCAGGCACGGCCAUGGAGUGUUUAAGCAUUCCCAUAACGUUACACAAAGAGAAGGACAUUGACGAGGAGGGACGGGAGGUGCUAAAGUGUGGGUUCAAAAUCGGCGGAGGAAUUGAUCAAGAUUUCCGCAAAAGCCCCCAGGGUUACACCGAUUAUGGUAUCUAUGUAACGGAAGUACACGAAGGUAGCCCAGCGGCGAAAUCGGGACUCCGGAUGCAUGACAAAAUUUUGCAGUGCAACGGGUACGAUUUCACCAUGGUUACGCACAAGAAGGCGGUUAGCUACAUACGGAAAAACCCCGUCCUAAACCUGCUGGUCGCAAGGAAGGGCGUUACUUCGACCUAAGCCUACCGCGUCCAUCAAGCAAAACGCUAGCGAACGCGUCCACAAAAGCACAAACUUCUCACUCUCUACCCACAUACACACACCGUACACCGUGCGUUAUCUGCAUGCGAAUGGCGGAUAGGAAACGAAAACAAAGAGCGAGAAAUACUCCCUGCUGUCCCCUGGCGGAAACAGGCGAAACCCACAGGAAACAUUCCAUCAGUAAGUAGUAACCCUUCAUAGAGAAACUCAGCAGUCGGGGACAUCAAACCAUGUCCCUUUGGUUCUCACAUUACUACAAAGCAUUCCAUGGCAAACAGUCUUUGCUAAGAGAAGAAGAGCUGUAUCGUUAUCAAGUUGUUUCAUAGCAGUAGCUCAUCUUUGGUCUAACUACGACAUCCUCUCGACACACAGUCUUAUUCUACUUAGCGUACUACUACUACUACCACUGAACGUAACAUAACAUUUUCCGACGGCGCACGGCAGCUCGAUUUUACACGCAUUUUUUGCAAAACAGCAGUGGUACGGAACAAAAAGGAAAUCGUUUUUUAUUGCAUAUUUCUAUUGAUUAUUUGUAAGCAAAGUGUUUCUAGGUAUAAUGAUGAUAUGAACGUGUUAGAGAGUGGUAAACGCCGCUUUCCCGGAUGCCCGGAGCAGGCGCCCACACUUUCCAGGGGUCAAACUGCCGCGCAUUGGUACUCGUUGCUUAUUAGGAGAUUCUCCUCUUUUUGUGAGAUUUUAGUGCAUUUUUAGAGGUCAAAAGAGAAUGAGCAUGUGUUAUGGUUAAAUUAAAAGAAAAGUAAAAAACGAUUCAAAACACAACAAUAGGGAACACAUUACAGCGUGACGAGCUCUGCACGACAACAAAGCGGAGUGGAAAAGUGUGCUGUGUGAAAGAAGCGUGAAAUUGAAGGGAAAAUUUAAUAGAACGUCGUUGAGUAUGUGGUGG